GAGGUGAGGACGCCGAGAGCCGUGUGAUAGCCCGAUUCUCGGGAGCCUCGGCUCUCCCGGACCAUGGCGACCCCUGUCCAGCAGCCUCCUCAGUCUGGCGGCGGGAAGCGCAAAGGCAAGGCUCAGUAUGUGCCGGCCAAGCGGGCUCGACGCUGUGACGGUGGCGGGCCCCGGCAACUGGAACCCGGAUUACAGGGCAUUCUCAUCACCUGCAACAUGAACGAGCGCAGGUGCGUGGAGGAGGCCUACAGCCUGCUCAACGAGUACGGAGACGACGUCUACGGCCCCGAGAAGUUUACAGACAAGGAUCAUCAGCCCUCUGGAAGUGAGGGAGGUGAUGAUGACGUGGAGGCUGCUUUGAAGAAAGAAGUUGGUGACCUUAAGGCAUCUACGGAGAUGAGGCUAAGAAGAUUCCAGUCAGUGGAGAGUGGAGCAAAUAAUGUAGUCUUCAUCAGGACACUUGGCAUAGAACCUGAAAAAUUGGUCCAUCACAUUCUGCAGGAUAUGUACAAAACCAAAAAGAAGAAGACUCGGGUUAUUCUACGAAUGUUACCCAUCUCAGGCACAUGCAAGGCUUUCUUAGAAGAUAUGAAGAAAUAUGCAGAAACAUUUUUGGAACCCUGGUUUAAAGCUCCAAACAAAGGGACAUUUCAGAUUGUAUACAAAUCUCGAAAUAACAGUCACAUGAAUAGAGAAGAAGUUAUCAAAGAAUUGGCAGGAAUAGUAGGCAACCUCAAUUCAGAAAACAAAGUGGAUCUUACCAAUCCACAGUACACAGUGGUAGUAGAAAUCAUUAAAGCUGUCUGUUGCCUGAGUGUUGUGAAAGAUUAUAUGUUGUUCAGAAAAUAUAAUCUCCAGGAGGUGGUGAAGAGUGCUAAGGACCCAUCACAGCUUAAUCCAAAGCAGGCAGCACAAGCAGGAAAUGGGAGAGAAGCUAAACUGGAAUCUGGUGACACAUCAAAUCAAAAUGACCCAGCGGAAGGAACAAAUAACCAGCAAGUGGUACCAGCGAAUAGUGGGGAGCUGGAGCAGACAAAACCAAUGUCUGAGACUCAGGUGGUGAAUGAGGGAGGAGCUAAGCCUGAACUUGCAAGUCAAGUCACAGAAGAAUGUGAGUCAAACGGAAAUGACGUCUCAUAGGAAAAAAAAUCAUUUGGUGUUAGAGGUGGGUUUCUGAACUGGGGUUCUGUGAGAUGUUGCUGGGAUUCCAUAUAAAAUUUUGACUGAAAAUAUUAUUUUUGAACUUUGUAUGCUGCAUAAUGCUGUGCUCACAGUAGUGAACGAUGAUUGAGCAGCCCUGUUAACAGUUUUGUUAGAGAUCUUUUCUGCCCUGUGUAACAGUGUGCAGUAGGCUCACAUGCAUUGGGGUGAGCUAGGAGAAGCUGUGGAUAAUUGGUGAACAGUUGCACAGGGAGGGGAGUGGUAGGAGGAGGAUGAUGAUGGCCUGUCCCUCUUGACUACCUUCCCAGCCUCCCUUUCUGCAUUGCCGACUGACUUAAUGCAAGCAAACAAGCUUUGUGACAGAUAAACCCGAAGGGAAGUUCUAAGGAAAGAAUUUUUGUGUUGCAACUCAGCUGUCUCCUACCUCUUUGUUGUAAACAUUGCAAAAACAUGGGUCAUGUAGGUUAGAAGUGAAUUGUUUUGUGACGUGUUUGUACUUUUUGUGAUUUUCUUUAGUUAUUGUGCCAGUUUUUAUAUUUUAUUAACAUUUGUUUGUUACAAACAGAUCUGACGGUCCAGUGCUGCAAUUUUUGAAGGCAAGGUGUGAGAUAGAAGAGAAGCAUUUUAGGUAUAGAACUACAGAUAUUUCUGAUAAGGUUAGUGAUGAAGAAUUACAGUAUUCUGAGUUACUAUAGUAUACUAGUGCUACCAGGGACACAAAGAAAUUGUUUGUUUACAAGGAAAGCUACUUCUCAGUGGCUUUAUAUAGACUCAGUCCAAGCUGUCCUAUUCCAUUGCACAUCGUCUGUGGAAUGCAAUGUACAAACCUAGCAUUUUCUCCAGCAAUUGUAACUAUAAAUCAUAGCCAUUUGAUAAGUAAAGGCGUUGAUUAUUUUAAAUGACUUUUGGCAUGUCUAAAUGGUAAAGCUUUUGUUCAAAAAAAUCACAUUCAGUGAAAAGGUUUAGGAAGCAAAUUAUUUAGUAGCAGAAUUUAUUCCAGAAAAGAAAAAUUCACCUAGUUGGUAAGAAUCUAAUAACACCAACAUUAAAAUGCUAGGUCAAGAAAGAGUACCUGAAAUUGAAAAGACUUUACUCUCAAUUUAAUAGAUUGACUUAUGUCACAUGAUGCUGAAGAGGUUUUGUGUAAUUAACUGAAAGGCAGGAGCUUCUCUGUCUGGGUUAAUGACUCAACAUAUUUCCCAGAUAUUUGUUGUGCUAUAGCAUUUGUAAGAUUUGUAAAUGAUGGUGAAAUUCAAGAAAACUUUUUCUGCUGUUAGGAGCCUCCCUGAAACAAAGGCCAAUAUAAAUUUAAUGGGUCUCCUCCAUAUUUGAAAACCAAAGAUUUGUCAUCUCAAUGCCUAGUGCCCCAUCAGCGGUUCAUUCCAUGACAAGUUUUGGCUCAUUUUAGUAAAAGAAAAUCCUGAUGUUGAUGUUACAGCACACUGCUUGCUUCACAGAGAGGUGCUGAUAUAAAAAACUUGGAGAUGAAAUGAAGAAAGUUCUGAAUAAUGCUACAAAAAUGGUUAACUUUAUUAAAGACCCAUUUAUGCGAGAAUGUUCUAAAAAAAUCAAAAACUAAAACCUGAACGAAGGGCACCUAAAUCUGCUACAUAGAGAAAUCCAGUGGCUUAUCAGAGGAAGAUUUCUCAACAGGAUAUUUGAGUUGAAAAGUGAAUUUCCAGAGUACUUACAAGAAAAUACUAGGUCAGAUUUUGCUGAAUGCUUUGAAGAUGAAGAAUGGCUACAGAAACUAGUCUGUUUAGCAAACAUUUUUCAUUGUAUGAACAAGUUUCUGCAAGGUCCUGGAGAAAAUGUCUUUUCUUAAGUGACGUGAUUCUUAGAUGAAAAAGAAACCGAGUCUUUGGAACAGUCACAUUGCCAAAGGAACUCUUGAAAUGUUUCCACAGCCACUUGGGCUUCAGAAUGAAGAAAGACAGCAACAAGUAUCAAGCCUUACUAAAACUCUCCUUGAAGAGCUGCAAAAUCAAAUCAAAUAGCGUUUCCCCUCUUUUUCCCAACACUGGUGUGUGACUUGAUGAGGAACCCUUUCUCUAAAUGUCCUCAGCCUGAGAUUGUGUCUUUGAGAGAAGAGAAAGAACUCUGUGAGUCCUGGUCUGACAGUUCUGGAUUUCUGUGCAACGACAGUAUCCUUCAACUUAGUGCUCACAUUCACGUGCCUUGAGGGUUCCCUUAAUUUGAAAACUUUUUCAAGGGUUCCUCUAGAGUAAAACUACUGAAUAAGGCUGGAAGAGACAGACACCGAAGAGGGCUGCAAAAUAAGAUGUCCCAAUUCAGAAUAUUAAGGGACUGUGAAAUUAGCUUUUGGAGAUGGGUUUAUUUUUUAAGUUUUAAAAAGUUUGAAAGUCUUAUAAGUGCUAAGACUUCCUGCACCAGUGGCUGUUGGUUUAAUGGCUAGUGAAUGUGGGCAUAUAUUUUUAUCCUAGCUAGUGGUCCUGCUUGGUAAACCAGACUUUAAGGAUUUGGGAGGGGCAAAGAGAAUAGACAGGGCCUUGCUAAUGCAGAUGAGGCUGGCACUUUUUUAUAUAUCUUUAGAUAUUUAGAAAGUUAAUAGGUUGAAGUCAUCCAAAGGGUGAUAAGAGUGUCAUAAAUGUCAUUUGGAGGAUAGGAUUUUGGUGCCUUCAACAGACUUGUCCAAGACAAAAAUACUUGUAUUUUGACAGUGCAAGACUCUGGGAAUAAAAUAGGCUAUAUCCUUAUAGAACAUACAGCUUUGUGGAAUUGGUUUCCUUUUAGUUUGUGAAAGCUGCUAUUCCCCGGAAAGAUUUUGAUUUAAUAGUUUGUUUUUAAUCUCCGUUUGUAUUUAUUGGCGUUUGGUAAGACCUGAGAGUGAUAAAAGCUGUUCUUCCCCAGCUCUCAGGUAUACUGUGUUCUGUUGGAAUCUGAGUUGAUUGAAAGGUUUGUUUUCAGGUUUACCAACUGUUUAUUUUCACUGACAGUUGAGUAUGUUAUUUUAUAAAUGAUGAGAUUCCAAGGUGGGAAUUGAGUGCUUUUUUGGUUCUUUUGAUUCUUAUUUGAAAAAAUUAUGUCAGUCAAAAAAGCUCCACUGUAGUGUUGUGGUUUGGUAAACCUGUUUUGCUCUAUGGAGGGAAGAAUGUUAAAGUUGGUACUUUAAAACAUGUUUCUGUAAGGUUAAACUUGAUUUCUCCAAGUUAUUUUCACUUGUAUUUUGCUUUUGGUAUGGCCACAUAUUCAGCUUGUUUUUCAUAGUUCCUGAUAUUUUUCAGAAAAAUCAAAAUAAAUUUGAUCUGUAAA
This is a messenger RNA of Diceros bicornis minor, 4434 nucleotides long. RefSeq names its product THUMP domain-containing protein 1. Gene Ontology annotation, biological process: tRNA modification. Gene Ontology annotation, molecular function: RNA binding. Bases 64 to 1140 code for a protein of 358 amino acids. NCBI's taxonomy places the organism in Eukaryota, Metazoa, Chordata, Mammalia, Perissodactyla, Rhinocerotidae. The transcript is spliced from 4 exons. The record is from RefSeq and is a predicted model, not a curated record.